AAAGCACUUUAGAUUAGUGAAAUGAGAACAUUUGUAAUUGAAUAGUAAGUAUAGUUAUCGUUUCAUUCAAAUAAUUAAAAUGAUUGGACUUAAAAGUGGAGAGAAAGUUAAAAAAAUUGCUGUGAUCGGUGCUGGUCCAGCUGGGUUGUGUUGUACAAAAAAUGCUCUUGAUUAUGGUCAUGAUGUCAUUGUUUACGAGCAAAAUUCAAGAGUGGGCGGUUUGUGGAACUACAGUGAUCAAGUGGGUAAUGAUAAGUAUGGCAUUCCGAUUCAUAGUAGCAUGUACAGCGGAGUGUUUCCGUAGUCAAAAAAUAAAAAAAUGGUAGUCGUUAAUUAAAAGUGCAAAAAAUUCUAAGACAAAUCAUGACAUUUAUACAAAGCAUCGAAUGAUAUUGGCACUUCCCGAAGCAAAAAAUUUUUUAUAGCAAAAUGUGUCUAAUGUCAAAAUAUUGAAUUAGCAUUAUUGAUGUGAACCGAGCCCUAUGACAUUUGACGUUCAUUUCAUUGGUUUUCGUAAUGUCAUAAUCGCCGCUUCACUUAUACCGAGAACACGUUCGGCGUUGUGAAUAGGAAGUUUACGACAUAAAGUACAGCAGUGUUAAUUCCAAUUCAACGUUUCAAUUAUUCUACGAUUUUGUUAAUAAUUCAUAUUAUUUUCGAUAUACGUGCGUUUUGUAUCAAUUUAUUCCGAAUUGUUCAACACUUGAUCGAUCGAUUGAUCCGGAGUCCAAGCAGAUUGUUGAAUUCAAAUCACCGAAAAUGGCGAAUCGCUUCAAGCCAUCCAUACCAGCGAAGGGAGAAACGAAGGAUGAGAUUACGACGAUCAAAUGUGCGCUGAAGACAAUCAUUCGCCCACAAUUCCAGCAAGCAUUGAUGAGCAAAAUAACGGACCUGAGUUUGCAAGCCACUUCAAUUUCCUUUUUGGGCUCAUUACUGUUCUUGUUCGAGGUGCAAAAGGCGUACGAGCAUAGGCCUUGAGAAUAAUGAUUUCGCAUUCUUUGGUGGAAGUGGAGAAAAAAAGAUCCAACUCUGCUUUAACCAAGUGCUAUGGCAAAACAAUCAGCCACCGAAACCGAAAAAGUCGACGUACAGACCACGAGGAAAAAAGCCACGAGGACCACGACCAGAGCUGCCAGCUAUCGACCCUGAAUUCAAAGCAAUUGUCGAAGGUCUUGACGACUAUCAUGGUAUCGAUUGGCCCAACAACAAUGAUUUCAGCAAUGGCCUAAAGCAUAUCACCAAUCAAUACACAGACAACGUCGUCACCAACUCAACAACGCAUCCUGACAAAAAGAUCACCCAGUACUUGAGACUAAAAGUGUUCGAAUUGAACACAGACGGAGAAGAGGACGCAGAGAAAUUUUUGCAAAGUGACAUCGAAAGUGUUGUAAAACUGAUCAUCAAAGAAAAAAACAUCAGAGUGCCAAUUCACGAUCCAAACAAACUCGAACGGUGUGGCUUUUUGUAUGACAUGGUGAACGACCUGAAUGUGUUUCCAGAAAUCGAUCUGCAUGACCUCACGACUGACGAAAAACAUUGGUUUAAGGCCAUGCCAAUGUUCCUAUCUAUGCAACGCGAGAUAGAAGAGUACAACUUGGAGUGGCCAUAUCAGCACCGAUCCAAACGAAAGAAAAGAAAGCGCAAAAAGUCAAAGCGUCGCCCCAAGCGCAAACAAAUGCUCGACGAUCCAAACUUUCGGCCAUUCAUCCGGAAUUUAGUAGUGGUGCCGAUGUGUGAUUUUCGCCGAAAGCACUACAAAAUCGAUUGUUCAAGCAUGCACCAAGUGUUGUCUUCGCAAGAAUUGCUACCGAAAGUGGAAGUUGAAAACAAAAACGGAACAACAAGCAUGGUAAUUCUUCCACAAAAGGAUUUCAACGCUGCGCGUGAUCAUUGGUGGAAUCAGUAUUUCUACAUGCGGAAAAUUCGGCGAUUCGUGCGUGGAAAAAAGAAGUUUGAUUUUUCCAUAAACACCGAUGGAAUCGCUGUGUCUCUGCAAUACUCGGCCAAAAAGAAGACGAAUAGCACAGAAUACGACCGUUCUCGCAUCGUUGAAAUGAUUUUGGAUGGCAAAUUCGAAAAUUUUGCAGGCGUUGAUACAGGCUUGAAAAGUUGGAACACCACAGUGACACACAACAUUAUAACUGGCACCGAAACUAACUUCGUAAUGUCGAGUAAGCAGUUUCACUGGAAAACAGGCCAAAACGUGCGAAAUGCCAAAGCAAAGCGUUGGACCAAAAAGUUUACCGAAGAGGAGCGCCGAGACAGAGAGAACCGUGAGCUGUACCCGGUGAUGCCAUCACCAAAAGGGUCACAUUGGCUGGACUACAUCAAGCACCGAAUCAAGAUGAUGAAGCAUGGAAUCUGCGCUUACUCGACUGCCAAGUACACUCGACUCGCCUUGGACAAACACAUCAAAAGUAGUAGUGUUGUCGACAAUUGGGUGGAAAAGGUUACCGAUAAGCAGCCGACUUUGUUUCUUUUUGGUGCUGAUGGCGAAGUACCACCUGACAGCCGAAUAAGUAUCAAAAAGCACGUGCGGUGUCCAGGGGUUCGUUUGACUUUGAGGUCAAUAAAGAAACGUCGAGAUUGUGCCAUAGAGCUGGUGGACGAAUGGGGAUCAUCUCAAACAGACGCAAGAUGUAUGAAGCGAUUCCAAAACCAGCCCAAAUCGGCCAGAUUCAAGAAAUGCCGGUGCAUACCCGACGCCAGAACAUUGCUGCCAAUAAAAAUUGUGUCAAAGUUGGGCAAGAAGGAUCUAUCGGAAUUUCGAUUGUUGCAACGCGCCAUGAACGAAGCAUUGGAAGAAAACGAGCCUUUAUUGUCAAAAGUAAAAAGUUACUAUAAAAACUGGCAAUUAAACCUCGAAUGCUCUGUGACUUGGCAUCGUGACGUCGUGGCUGCUAAGAACAUUCUGCUGAAAGGACUAUGGACAUUGCUAGGACUUCCGAUACCGGAUGCGAUCAAUAGAUAUAAAGCCCGCGAUGCUGUCGCUGAGGCCGCCGAAGAAGCCGCUGAUGUCGCUGAAGCAGCUGCUGCUGCUGCCGCCAACGUAGAUAAUGAUGUAGAAAUGUUCGAGUACGACCAGCAGCCAGCUGAUCAUGCUGUCUAAUCAGCACAACGCAAACAAAAAAAAAAA
Molecule: messenger RNA, 3136 nt
Organism: Contarinia nasturtii (swede midge)
Lineage: Eukaryota; Metazoa; Arthropoda; Insecta; Diptera; Cecidomyiidae
Exons: 5
Coding region: 1472-3109 (545 amino acids)
Source: RefSeq, a predicted model, not a curated record